ACUUCCAGUAAUGCCAUCCCCGACUCCGCCCUCCUCCACACGGCUCGGUUACUCCUCACUUUCCCGUCACAGUCUGAACAGUGCGUUGUGUGAAUGGGAUCCGGGUUUUCUGGACCGACGGUAACCGGAAUAUACCAAAACCCUGACAGGACACCACAAAGCCUACGGAGAUGAUCACACUUUUAAAAAUGUUCGGGUUAUUAUGGAUUGCUCCCUUGGUUCAAUGUCAAACGGGUUCAACCCUUUCCAGUCCCUCCACAGUACAGCUCCCGCCGCUAGCCAACGUGUCGCUGUCGUGGGUGACGGACUUCUGUUAUAAGCUGUCGUGGUCGUGGACCCCCCCGGUGGAGAACCAGUCCUGCGAAUAUGAUGUGGCUGUGAAUACACGCAAAGUACGCCUGAGGGACAUCCUGAGGGACACCCUGAGGUACGAUUACGACGCCAUGCAGGGGGGGCUGCUGAAGUCCAACCUGUCUGCCAUUUGUGGGGACCGGAGAAGUCCGCCAGUGUUCACCAACCUGACCUUCCCAGAGCUAGUCAAGGACUUCAAGUGCGCUCUUCACUCCAGAACCUCCCUUAACUGCACCUGGCGGCCUGCCCAGCAAGUAGCGGACGUCCACUUGUACUACUGGACGGGGGGUAUAUUCGCCUCCAAACCAAAGGGAAACUGUGCCGAGACCUUUGACCUAGUGGAGUGUCCCGUGUACCAAACCGACGCCAACGGCAGCAGGACGGGCUGCGUCCUGCACAACGACCUGCCUUGUAAAUCCUUUAGGAGUAGUUCUGAGUAUGGCUUUAGCUGCCGCGUUGUCUGGUUCCUGUUCAACAGCACCGUCGACGGCACCCUGGCCAGGAACACCUUUGAGACAAGUCCGUCAAAACACAUGCAACCUGCCGUAAUCUGGACCGGAGAAGAGGACUAUGACCACAACAAACUCACCAUAAGAUGGACGCCCGUAGACCUACCAGGUGGCUGGGAUUACAUUCUGGACUACACAAAGUGUGGGAAGAGAGUGAACGAGACUAUGUCUCAUGUAAGCGACCACAAAGUUCUGCUGUUGGAUCACUGUGCCUUUAACAUCACCAUGAAGGCCAUCAAGUACCCUGAAAAGAAUGGAGAGAGCCUCCCAGGGCCAUACAGAGUGUACGGUAAAAACACAAACCCUCACACGGCGCUGAUCUUGGCCUGCACCCUCAUUCCAGGGGCGGUGGUUGUAAUCGUGGUGAUGGCCUUUGUUUGUUUCAGGAGGCACAGCGAGAGCAUCUUCCCGCAGGUUCCAGCGCCUCAGGACUUCCUCCCGGACAUGCUGAAGAACAACAACAAUAAGAUUCACAAGGCGAUUUAUGUUCCUGCGCCAGAAGAGGAGCCACAAAACGUCAGGUUUGACACCAAGCCUGAAUCCAGAUCAGACAUGUCGUCAUGACGGACAAAACGCCAAGUUGUCUGCGAAAAAGGCCGUCUGCCCGGAAGCAGCUAUUUUUAGAGCUAUAUAAUAAAAAGGGGAACAAAAUUCAAAGCAGCAGUUGAGAACAGCGGUGACAUCACGCACGGCGGAUGUCACCGCUGUUCGUAACAUUUGGUGCUGCGUGAGCAGGCAAAUCACUUUUUUUUUUGUAUGGUAUUUAUUAAAUAGACCUCUGAAGAAUAAGCAAGUCCUCCGAGGCUCCUGGUUCUUUGGGUUUUGGAUUGUCGGUGCCGUUAAGGUGGUAACCGAUUAUAAAUGCUACUUUAACGGCACCGACAAAUCGACAAUCCAAAACCCAAGUGGAAUCUAGAUGGAAAAAGUCUGUCGUUCAAAACGUGAGCAGCUUUUACUUCUUUGCCACCUACAGAGUUUGCUACGUACGACCAUUCAACCCCCAUGUUAUUUCCCAUUGACAUUUGACCGACAGAACCAGGAGCCUCGGAGGCGGGACUUAUUCUUUAGAGGUCUAUUGCUAUUACAAUCAUUGUUUUUGGCCCGAAGUAAAUGACUGGAUGGCAUACCUGCCUGUUUACCAGCCUGCGCGCAGACUGCCUGUGCGCUCAUUGCAUACCCUAGCUUUUAUGUCCACAUUGUUAAUACUGUAGAGCCAAUAGGCUUCUAUAGAUGCCACAACUUUCAAUAGAUUAUUAUUGCUCUGAAAAGCAUUCCAUCUUUCGCUAAAUACCCAAAGUAGGGUCAUAGCAAGGGAAAUCACUGUUAUUCAAGACAUUCAACUUAAAGCUUCUCUGUUUUUCAUAUCAAUAUACGACAGAAAUAGAUUACCUUCCAUGUGCAAAUAUGCUGUCCUUCUCUUGAGCUGUUAUGGAAUGAUGUUUAUACGGUAACGUUCACCCCACGGUGGUGCAGCGUUGAAUAAAAGUUUACAAAGUCAGAUUUCAUGUCACGUCUCAAAGUUUCCCCAAACGAGUUAAAGUGCUCUUUCAUCUCAGAUUUCAACCCUCUUAUCUCCUUGCUUAUAAUUUGUAAGCCCGGGAGGGUCUCGGCCUCAUUGCCUGACUCGCCUGAAUUUUCAUGGCGGCCGUCUUGAUCAGUCUUGCAUGCAGCAAGCAUGUCUUCCAUUUCACUGUUCUCUGUGAUUUUCGGCGUGUUGAUUCGGUUUUUCCCGACUCCUUGACUUCUUCUUCCCACUCAUUUCAGCAAUUCUGUAUUAUAAGGUUUAAGUUAGAGUUUUUAGGGGAAUUUUCAAACUUGACUAUCGGGAGCUGAGGUGCCGCGCUGCCUACUCCAACAUGGCGGAACCGGAACCCCAAGAAUUCAAGGUUUAAAGUUGUAAUCCUUUGGUUUGACGUCAACGGAUCUUCAAAAUAUGUUUUUACAGAUUUCUUCUUCUCUCUCUGACUCUGUGUCUCUCUGUGUCUCAUCUUUAUUUCGCUCUGGGAGUUGAACAAUCAAAUUGAUCAAUACCAUUAAAGCCAGGGUAGGACAUAAAGGGUCCUAUGUUCCCCUGUAGCAAUAGGAACAUAGGAACAUAGGAACCUUUUUCUGAAAAAGGUUCCUAUGUUCCACGCAAUCUAUCAAUCUUUACGGUAGACUCUCAGCAUGGCCAGCAGGCCUACCUUCGCAUGGCCCACCUUGAACAGCAGCCACUUUCUGGUUACUUUGCAGUUCAUUUUGCUUUUUAAAUCUAGGAUUCCUCAUGUUUGUAUAUUCCCACCCCAAUCACAUUGUCUUGCAUAUAGGCUUAGCUUUUUCCUUUUAUUAUCCUACCUGUUCUCCAUUGUAUUGUGCACCCUUGUGGAGAGUUUAAAACAAAAUGUCAUUAUACAUUCACCUCUAUUAACGUUUCAUUUAAUUUGUUUAAUUAGAUCUGUUACAGAUAUGAGUGCUAUACGAAAUGUAUAAAUAUUUGUUUCAGAUAUAAAGUGCUAUACAAAUAUAAAUAUAUACAAUAGGCUACAUCAAGGCAGAACAAGAACACAACUACCUUCAUUAGAAAGAAACAUCCAACAACCAUGCAUGUUAAUAGGCUAAAGAACUGAAACUAUUGAGUCACUGAUGAAUUGAAAAAUCACUGGCACACUUUAUUUACAAAGCUUAUAUUUAAUUGUGAACUUAGUCUUGUAUUGGACUUCAGGGGGGGAACACAGGAACAACACAACAUAGGUAUCUCAAGAAGGCAGAUGGUAUUCCUACUCCAUAGGCAAGCAACCCAUCCAGAAAAAGGUCUGAAAAAUGACUACACCCCUGCAAGAUAACAAAAAAUAAAAUAAACAAAAUGCUAAUAAUAUUAAUUAAAAUAAUAACGGGAACAUCACCUACAGGUAACAUGAACAAAAUAUAUAUAUAUAUAUACACAUUAAGAUUCUGAAUCCGGCAGUGACGAAUUAAAGAGUAACAGGCCCAAAACUGAAAACUUCUAGCUCUUUUCUCGAAAAAAAGAAGGGCUAAGCCCUUUCCCUUAGCCUACAGGAAAACAUUGCGGCUGACAGCCUUCCAGUAAGAUGCCAGAUCUCUGUGACCUGCAAUAUACUGCUCCCAGAGCCUCUGGGGACGGGCCUCCGACUCCCUCCACCUGCGUCUCCUUAUUUUGGGAGGAUCACCCCGGUCUGCCAUCUCCAGCUUCUCCUCAGCAAGCUGCUGAGGAGAAGCUGCGUCACACACAAUCCGGGAUAUCUCUCUCCACUCAGCUCCGUGCAUCAGCGCUCCCUGACACGCUAGACACACAGGUGCAAGGCCAAACCACUCCCCAGGGAAACAAAAGGCAUGCCAUAGAAAACAACGAAACCAACUUACUUAGGAACCAAUCUUUGGUGGAGUUCACAAUAAAAAAAGGUAUGAACAAUGAUAAAAAAAUAAAACAAAAUUAAAAUUAGCUCGGCUACACAUGGAGAGAGCCUCCCAGGGCCAUACAGAGUGUACGGUGCGGCCUACCCGUCUCUCCUCCAUCUUAUCAUACUAAAUGCAUCAUCCAACAUGUCUCUAUACAUAGCAUAACUAUUCAAGAAGUUUAGUCACCGCAAUGCCUGUAUAUGUUAUGAUUAAUAUUUGGAUCUUAACGGUCUGUAGUCAUUUAGAAAUUGAGAGAUGUCGCUGCGAUCUGCGGUCUUUUUGUGCAAACAUUGUGAUUGUAAAUUGGAAUUGACAUUUCCAUUCUGUUAAGGAAUGGUGUUUGCAGGAAACACAAACCCAAACCAUCACAUGGCGCCGAUCUUGGCCCGCACCCUCAUUCUAGGGGCGGUGAAAUCCUUGUGGUGGCAGUUGUAUGUUUCAGGAGGUAUGUCAAAUCAACUCUGUGGGAGUGUAUACAUCUCUCUUUUAGAAUAAUCGUUAUAUCUGACGUUUCCCAUUUUUGCAAAAAAAAACAUUUCGCCAUCGUCCGCCGUUCCUUUCAGGCACAGCGAGACGGUCUGUUGUGGAAGGUGCUCAGCUGACCAGCUGACCGUCAUCACCAACGGUGACCGUGAACCUCCCUCGGACACAUUGUGUGUUUAGGGGCAACUCUGUACGGCUUCCUGCUAUACACAGGGACAAACGCAGAUAGUGAGUGAGAGUCUGGCCUCAUGUGGACGUAGAGGCGGAAUAGCGUUGGUGGACAGGGUAGGGGGAGGAUGUGGGAAUUGUGCAACAGGCAGAUAGCAGAAAUGCUGAUGGCUCAAGAGCCUUGCGCAAAACCCACGCAGAGUCCAGGGGAGACGGCCUCGGGGGGGUGUGUACAUGAUGGAAUAACGGUGCUCAAUAGAUUGGUUAAACGUGUUGACGUAAUGUUGGUCGUUGUUUUUAGUCGAAGUGGAUUUGUUUUUAU
Messenger RNA from Gadus chalcogrammus (walleye pollock), 5229 nucleotides. RefSeq names its product interleukin 13 receptor, alpha 1 (gene il13ra1). Gene Ontology annotation, molecular function: protein binding. The transcript is spliced from 10 exons. The coding region runs from base 171 to 1424 and encodes 417 amino acids. NCBI's taxonomy places the organism in Eukaryota, Metazoa, Chordata, Actinopteri, Gadiformes, Gadidae. The record is from RefSeq and is a predicted model, not a curated record.